AUGAUAAGUGGAGGGGAUUUUCGGUGUCUUGUGUGUGCCAAGGCUUUUCAUCGGAAAGGAGACCUCAAGCGCCAUACGCUGAUUCACACAGGAGAAAAACCGCAUGCAUGUGAUUUUUGUGGGAAAAGUUUUGCUCAGAAAUGUCACUUGAAACAUCACAGAAUGAUCCACACAGGAGAGAAACCAUAUGUUUGUUCUAUUUGUGGGAAAAGUUUUAUCCAGAAAAGUGCUCUGAACGGUCACAUGAUAAUAAAGGUCUGUCUAUAUCCUUUUCUUUUCCAGCAUUUUGGCCAAAACAGAUGUCUGAGAUCUCGUCCUAUUUUUGCCACCAGAGCAACACCCAGAUGUCCUAUCUGUACUUCAACAUUUAGCAGUGUUGGAAAUCUCAAGGUCCACAUGAGAACACACUCCGGUGAAAAACCAUUUGAGUGCAAGUUUUGCCCGAAAGCGUUUGUUUCAACAACGCACUUGAAACAGCACACACGGAUUCACACUGGUGAUAAACCAUAUGUUUGUCACAUUUGUGGUAAGUCUUAUUCCCAGGGCAGUCCUCUAAAGGUUCAUCAUAUUCGAUAUCAUACAAAUAAAGCAGAAUCUCUCUAUUAAGGACACCCUCGGGACUGACAAGUGCUGUCCUUAUUAGAGAGGUGUCCUUAUUAUAGUGGUCAAAUUGAAUGGAAACAACCAAUUUGGGACCAAAACUAGUGUCCUUAAUAGAGAGGUUAUCCUUUAUAGAGAGGUUUUCCUUAAUAGAGAGGUGCCCGCUAAGGGAGGUUCCACUGUAUCAACACGUGAGGUCCUUUUCAUGUAUUCUUAAUGUGUUUAGGUUUUCAGUGCUCCCUGUUCUCAUCAUAUUCAAAAUAAUGUAUACAUGUGAGGUCUGACAGGGGUCAAGAAUGCAACAAUUUCCCUUGGGGCAUUUAAACAAACUUCGAGUUACUUGUGACGACACCGAGCAUUUCCUGUGACAUACAGUUCCAUAUUCUUUAGCAUUUAUCAAGGACCAAUCAACUGUACAGGCCCUGUUAAUUUUGUGCUUUUUGUAGUUCAUAGUUGUAACUUUUUGGCAAAUUUUAAUGUUUUUUAUCACAUUUAAUGCCACUAUAUAUAUAGGCAUCCUAAUAAGUUGAGGUUGAAUUUCAAUACAUGUAACUAAAAUAUAUGCAGUCCAUAUUGGCACUUUGUUAAUUCCUGUUCUGACAAACAAUGCCAACAAAAGUGUUAUAGCUCAAAUCCAUAGGCCUACUCAUGUUCAUUUGGAGAGGUAUUCUCAAUUUGUCAAAACUGUACAGGUAAAAAUUAUUUGUGUAUGAUAAUAGUCUAUAUAUCUUCAGUUCCAUAAUGAUUGUAUGUAACUGCAAAAGAUUCCUGUUCUAUAAGGAAGAACAGAAUCGCUCUUCGGAAAAAAAUGUUUUCCAUUGUUAAAGGGGGACUAUAGGCAGGAGCAGAGAGGCUAAUUUGGCUGUCUUCAAGUGACUAGUAUACAUGUACAUUAAGGGCCAUUGGUCAUGGGACUAAAUAAAUUCCUUGUACAAGUGUGAAUCAUUGAAUCAUUUCAACGUACUGUGAGAUAUGAGAGACCCCUAUUGGUGACUUUGUGUUGCUUUAUCUAGCCUGCCUAGCUGCUGCCUAUAUUGUCCUUUUAAAGGUGAGCAGUGAUUUUGUUGAAAAACAGUCGGACAAAAUAUCGUGCCAUAUUCUCCCUUUAGUUAGUCAGGAACUUGUCAUGUUGAAUUUGUAAACUUGUUUAUCAAAAAUUGUGUUUCUUUUGAAUUUUUGAAUUUCCUGACGUAGGCGGUGAAGGGCUGUUUGUACAGCAGGUGUAGGCUUACAUGUACAAAAGCCAUUAAGGUUGUACAAAAAGGUUUUCAGUCUUGACGUCUGAAUAUUGUGAAAUAUUUGCACUAUACAUGUUAUAAGAAUAAAGAUUUUGUAUU
Molecule: messenger RNA, 1937 nt
Organism: Lineus longissimus
Lineage: Eukaryota; Metazoa; Nemertea; Pilidiophora; Heteronemertea; Lineidae
Product: zinc finger protein 468-like
Exons: 2
Coding region: 1-606 (201 amino acids)
Biological process (GO): regulation of transcription by RNA polymerase II
Molecular function (GO): RNA polymerase II cis-regulatory region sequence-specific DNA binding; DNA-binding transcription factor activity
Source: RefSeq, a predicted model, not a curated record